Hylaeus anthracinus is the source of this 1041-nucleotide messenger RNA. RefSeq lists its product as uncharacterized. Lineage: Eukaryota; Metazoa; Arthropoda; Insecta; Hymenoptera; Colletidae. The record is from RefSeq and is a predicted model, not a curated record. The coding region runs from base 503 to 919 and encodes 138 amino acids. The transcript has 3 exons.
AACCGGAUGCCACCAAAAUAUCGUCAAUAUAACAAUGUGCGAAAGGUAAGUCUCUUAAUACUGUAUCCAUGAAUCGUUGGAACGACUGAGCAGCAUUCUUGAGCCCAAAUGGCAUUUUACGGAAUUCAAAUAAACCGAAAGGUGUGAUCACCGCUGUUUUGCGUCGAUCUUCAUUUGCUAUGGGUAUGUGAUAAUACGUACGCGUUAAAUCCAGUACCGUAUAAAUUUUUGUACCUUCUAAUUGUUGCGUGAUGUCAUGAAUAUGAGGUAAAGGGUAUCUGUCGGGCUGAGUUCUGCUAUUUAAUCCACAGUAAUCUCCGCAUAGCCUGCAAUCACCUGUUUUUUUUCGAACCAUAUGGAGUGGAUUUACCCAUUCGCUCCUUGAUUCCUGACAGACUCCUUGUUUUAAUAAAAAAUUAAAUUCUACCUUAGCUGCUUUCAGCUUUUCCGGCGUGAGACGUCUUGGUCUUUCUGCAAUCGGUGGUCCUUUCGUCACAAUAUAAUGUUGUACUUGAUGUUUCACACUGUCAUCAUAAGACGUCUUGAAGUGACGUACGAUCCUGACGGCGUUCGCGACGACACCUCCAGGUCCCUUUUGGCCAGCCCCCUUGAAGCCCGGGUGGGGGGCAUGCCUGCGUUUGGGGGUCCUCGAAGACUAGUCGAUGCCCCGAAAUUUCCUUUACGAUCGAAGGAUCCGUUACUUCUAAUACUUCUAACUGAUUAUUCAUUAAAUAAUUUUGUACUAAUUUGCUACGAUGAGAACUACACACAACUUUAUACAACUUCACAUCACAUACGAUUGCACGAGAUACGUCACAAAAACAACUUUCCUCCAAUCGUCAACAAUACAACUAGGCCAAUCGGUAGAGAAUUAAAACAGCGUUUUGGUGACAAAAGUACUAAUAAAAGGGAUGCGUAGAUGAAUAGGUAUAUGUUUUUCACUCUCAACUCUGUUCCGUUUUCUUCUUAUAAACAAUUUAAUCCAAGAAAAUCUUGAUUUUUGUCGUUUUUUGCGUAUAAAUUUUAAAGUAAUAUAGCAAU